Molecule: messenger RNA, 975 nt
Organism: Maylandia zebra (zebra mbuna)
Lineage: Eukaryota; Metazoa; Chordata; Actinopteri; Cichliformes; Cichlidae
Source: the annotation of a RefSeq genome assembly
AUGCUCUCAACACUAGUUUCAUCCAUCCUCAACCCCUUAAUUCUUAUCGUGUUUGUCCUUCUAGCCGUUGCACUCCUCACGCUUGUCGAACGAAAAGUCCUCGGCUACAUACAAUUACGAAAGGGCCCAAACAUUGUAGGCCCCUACGGCCUCCUUCAACCAGUUGCAGACGGACUUAAACUCUUUAUAAAAGAACCCGUUCGACCCUCCACCUCCUCACCCAUCCUCUUUCUCUUUACCCCCAUACUAGCCCUCACCCUGGCCCUCACCCUUUGAACUCCAAUGCCUCUCCCCUUCCCAAUAGCAGAUCUCAACCUUGGCAUCCUCUUUAUCCUUGCCCUCUCCAGUCUGGCAGUUUAUUCUAUUCUAGGCUCAGGAUGGGCCUCCAAUUCAAAAUACGCCUUAAUCGGGGCCCUUCGAGCCGUAGCACAAACUAUUUCCUACGAAGUUAGCCUAGGGCUAAUCCUUCUUAAUGCUAUUAUUUUUACUGGGGGCUUCACCCUACAAACAUUCAGCAUCGCCCAAGAAAGUGUCUGAUUAAUCCUCCCCGCCUGGCCCCUAGCCGCUAUAUGGUACAUUUCCACACUUGCAGAAACAAACCGGGCCCCUUUUGACCUCACAGAAGGUGAAUCCGAACUCGUCUCCGGCUUUAACGUAGAGUACGCAGGAGGACCUUUCGCCCUUUUUUUCCUCGCUGAAUACGCCAACAUUCUCCUAAUAAAUACUCUCUCUGCAACUCUAUUCCUAGGCGCCUCUGUCUCUCACACCACCCCUGAAAUUACAACAACAAAUCUUAUAAUCAAAGCAGCUCUCCUAUCCGUCCUCUUCCUAUGAGUUCGUGCUUCCUACCCACGAUUUCGCUAUGACCAACUCAUGCACCUAAUUUGAAAAAACUUCCUACCACUAACCCUUGCCCUGGUAAUUUGACACCUCUCCCUUCCAAUUGCACUAACCGGCCUACCCCCGCAACUAUAG